Pomacea canaliculata is the source of this 4585-nucleotide messenger RNA. RefSeq lists its product as uncharacterized. Lineage: Eukaryota; Metazoa; Mollusca; Gastropoda; Architaenioglossa; Ampullariidae. The record is from RefSeq and is a predicted model, not a curated record. Gene Ontology annotation, molecular function: endonuclease activity; protein binding. Bases 22 to 3645 code for a protein of 1207 amino acids. The transcript has 12 exons.
UGUAGAUUUGUGUUGGUAAAUAUGUUAACAGUAAAGCUUAUCAGCAAUCUCACCGAAGGACGUAUUGAUUUUUCAGCCAUCUGGAAACUGUGUCUCAGAGAGGCAGCUUCCUGCUUGAAUGCUGGUGCUGAUCCAAAUGGCCUGAGUACAGAAGGGGCAGCGGCCAUGCACAUAGCUGCUGGGAUAGGAGUCGAGGCAGUGCGGCUGCUUCUGCUUCAUGGAGGAGACCCAAAUGUGAGGUCUGAAGAUGGAUCCACUCCACUUCAUGUAGCAGCUGCUUGGGGAGAUAAAGAGACACUCCAGCUUUUGCUAAAAAAUGGUGCAGAUCCUAAUUUACUUGAUAAGGAGGGUCAAAGACCAGUGGAUAUAGCCAGGUCAGAAGGUUAUCCUGAGUGUGCUGACUUGUUGCGGUAUUAUGGCAUGUUGGUUGCUAUUGGAGAUGAAGAAGAAAGUCCAAGAUUUACAGAAGAACCAGUUGACGUCCCUAACAACUUCAUCCACUCAUCACUUUCACCUCCAGCUUGUAAAAGGAACAAUGCAUGCUUAAGCAACUCUUCCUCUGAUGAGGAAGGCUUUAAUGUAAGCAGGGAAUAUUCAGAAGCCUUAUCACGUAGGCUUAGUCGCCUUCUCCACACUGGGGAGAGUGCAUGUCUUGAUGUGACCUCACCUGACUGCCCUUAUCUUGGUCAAAAACAUGAAACACUAGGCAGAGGGGCAGCAAACAGGACCAUUCUUCCUGCAGACGACCCUCUUUUCUCUGACAGUAGCACUGACAGUAUUGGUUGUGCUGAAGAAAAAGAAACUGUUUGUUGCACGCCACACCACUAUUAUCUGGAAGCAAAAACAGCUGGACUUCAAGCACCAUGGAGAUCACCAGAGCAUAAAUGUUCUUGCCUUACCAGCAGAGUGUGCACAGUUGUGAACCUGAGCACUCAUGCAUGGACAUGCAAUAUGCAGAAAGACUGGAGAGGACAAUGCAAAAGAAGUACUUUCCUGACUUACAGGAGGCACUCAUCUUCCCAAGGGGUGCAAAGGCAUGAUACGUGCCGUAACUUUAGCAACCAGAGGGAUCUGUCACCACUUUCAAAAUCUUGCUGUCCAUUCAAUAAUCAGUCAGCUACAUGCAUGUCUGGCAGUGCAUUCUUUGAAUGGACCACUACCUUAUCAAGGAGGCUGUUCAAUGGUCUUGGCAGCAAACAUUUGAUGUCAGGAAUGACCUACAAUAAUCAUGAUGACGAUGAUGAUAAGCUCAUAACUGCUUCUCGAAGCAGCCAUUCUACUGACAGUGGAUAUUGUAGUACCUUGAAAGUACUGUCUCCUGUCAAGCUGAAAUCUGAUUUUCCUGAUUCACUUCAUACAAGCUACAGGCUUCAGAAAACUGUUCAGGAACAGAACAUUCUUACAGAAGGUAACCAGUCUCCAGAUGUAGAAAGAGCAUCAAGGGAUGGUAGAAGUGUAAGGGGUAUAAAGGAUGCAGAUGACUUUCAUCACACAAGUUUAUCUCCUAAAAAAGUGGCUGAUUCAGCAGCUAUAAAGAGUGCUUCAGAUUGUUCCAGUCAACCUAGAGAACCAAGAGGCACCAGACGAUUCCAGAAAAUUAACUACUUAAAAGGACCUGAUGUCACAGAAGGGGCAGAGAUGCCAAUGGCUGGGGAUGAGGAGAAGAAAUGCAUGCGGUCAGAAUCAUCUAGUGCAGUUUCCAAGAAUUCAGGGGACGUCAGUGUAUCCAGGGGCAAAUCUCGCCUAUCAUUUGCUGAAUUGUCAAUCUCUUCUGUGGACACAAAUGACAGUUUCCAGACAUGCCAGGAGGCAUCCUCUGAGACAGAGUCCAUAACAGCCCUAGGAUCACAAACAGGGAUUAUAAUGCAGUCAGAAGGGAGGAUAAACUUUCCAGAGGAUGACACCUUCCUGAUCCAGCUGGAAGGUGACACAGAUGAUCAUAUAGGCAUAAACAAUUCAUCCAAAGAGUUUUGCUCAAGAAAAAAAGCAGAUGCCUGGAGACGCGAAAGUGGAGGUUUUGAUGUGUCCAGUAUAAUGCCUAACCCUGGCUCGCCAAAAGAUAGUGGUACUUGUUCAAAAGCUGUAAAUUCUACCACAAUCUUAAAACCACAAAGUAAAUUACAGGAUGAUGCAUGUGGCGUAGACAAUGAAAACAGCCAGCAAAAAACAGGGUACACACAGGAGUGUAAAUCAGGCUUUCUCAAACCACCACGUAGAAGUGGAGUCUGGGCACCACCUACUGGUCCUCCGCCUGAUGACAGUGACCUUAUAACUUCCGAUGAAAGUUUUGUCAGCAAAACCAAAAAGAACUGUGAAAACAGGAAGAUUGACAGUGUCAGUUCUAACAAUGUCACACGCUGGUUGCAGAACAUAGCCAGCUUUCCUAACAGCACCAUCAGCAACAAAAGAAGACCCAGGCUUUCAGAAGACAGCUUGCUGAGCACUUCUUCAACAAGGGAAUACAUCUACAGGGACGAAGAAAAAGGCAUAACACUUCUGGAGCGCCAUAUCCCAUCCGAGUGCAGCAGUAGUUGCAGCAACCGUACGUCCCUUGAGAGUGUUUGUAGUCUAGACUCGCAGGCAACUGUCGUCUAUGACUGGAAAGAUGCAUCAGCAAGUGAAGCGUACAAGUCGUCCGACACUACGACCAGCCUGGACUUCAGUCUCAGUGGUCACACCAUGGCGUCCGAGUGCACUGAUCCAGAGCCAAGUCUUGGUAAUGCCACCAGCAUUGACGGCAAAGUACAGACAGAAGCACUCAGUGAGCAAGCCAGUACAAGUGACAGAGAGGAUACUUCAGACAGGAAAUCCAGCGGCAGCACUAGAGAAGGCCCCGUAAGUACAGCGGAGAUCCCCCCAGAACUGAAAUCCCUCUCUGAUGAAGCCAUCUUUCAAAGUUUGAAGGAGCUGGGAGAGAGUCCUGGUCCCGUACAAGCAGGCACCAGACAGACCUACCUUCGGCGCCUGGCUAGUCUGCGUAGCGGCAAGGUUAAACUGUCUCUGGCCACUUCGCCAUCGGGCUACUCAUCGGAACUGAACAGCCUUCUGUCUGGCUCUAUGGAUUUGGAGGAUUUGGUACACGCGGAACUGGUGAUGGUGGCUCAGUUCCAGACUCCGGGCAGUCGCACCUGGCGAGAGGGUAACAUCAAGUCCUGUUUCAACUAUUUGCUGCUUGAUCCCAGGGUCACGAAGAACUUGCCUUUACGGGCCAAAUCGCUUAGUGACUUGGAGGGUUUCAAAACGUUUCUCCUGGCUAUCUUUUACAUUGGGAAAGGAAAGCGAUCACGUCCAUAUUGUCACCUGUAUGAAGCAAUCUCCCAGCUAAAUACACCCAAACAAACAGUCAGCAAGAAGAUACAGCAAAUUUUAGAUGUGUGGGCCUCAAACCAAGGAGUGAUUUCACUGCAUUGCUUCCAAAAUGUCAUUCCAGUCGAAGCCUACACACGAGAAGCAUGUAUGGUCGAUGCUAUCGGUCUGGAGCGACUGACGAACGUGAAACGUGGUGACUACUACGGCGUUGCCUCUACAUGGCCUGCUACAAGGAGGCGGGCAGUAGGCGCAUUCCUCUUGAGGAAGGCUUAUCAGAUCUUCCUCGCCGAAGGUGAAAGGCAGAUCUGCCCUGUCGAUAUUAAGAAUGGAAGAUAAGAUGGACUGCAUACUUCAGAACUGACGAGCAUAUUUUUUUAAUGGAUUUAUUUUCUUGAAACACUAGAUAUUGUUGAACUAAAUAUGGAAAUCAAAAUAGUGGUCAAGGUAGCUGUCGAUCGAGAUUACACUUGUUUCUGCUCAAUAAAGGUAAAUCAGGAAGUUGUAGUCUGCUCUUUUCAUCAGUUCGUAUCGAGGUCUGGAGAAAAACUAAUCAAUCAAAGAAAUAUAUCGGUGACGAAGACUGUUACAGACGUGACUUUGUUGCAGGGUAUUUCCUAAGUAUAAUUUCAGAAAUAUUUCCAGAACAAUAGAUUUAUUGUAAUUAAAGUUCUUUUACAUUUUGAUUGUGCUUUCGCUUGUGAAAUGUCUCACACGUUAUUCAGUUAAAUUUAAAAUUAUAUAGAUAUUUUAAAGAUUUAAAAAAAACGUUGUAAGAUAUUGUUGACCAACUUUCUUAUUGCAAUAUUUGCUUCCUUUAUCACUUAUAGUCAUUGAGUCUGCCUCUCCGAAAAGUUGUCAUUGUUUUGUUCGUCUUCAUCACGCACUAUUCCAAAAUAUCAGGUUUGUUUGUGUUUAAAGCUUCAGUGUUUUAAAUGAUCAUGAGUUUUCAGUCUGUAUUGUUACAGAAGUUUACAAAUAUGUGUACAAAUUGGAAAUGAUGAAAUAAGGCUCAACAUUUGUGUGAACUUUUUAUUGAAUAUUGAGUGAUGUGAACAAAGUUUUCUUAAUAAAAUUACUUUGGUUUCAUAUGUCUGAAGUCCUGGAAAUAACAGUGUGUUGUGGAUGAUGAAUUAUCUGUCACGAAGAACGUUAGAGUAAUACAGUAUAAUUAGUUCGGCAUGGAUAGCUCGCAUUGGUGAAAAGCACAGAAGAAAAGGAGAGAUAAAGUUGUACAUGUAACAGUCGAGUAGUGGAAUGUUAUUUACAGGUAAUAAUG